CUUUACCUGUGACACUGCGUCACUGACCAGAACUCCUCGCGCCCACUUCCGCAGCUCACCUGCGAUAUCCUGCCUGAAUGCCACGCGUGUUGUUUUUAACAAGCUAUUUAUUGUAGUUUAAGGCGUUUGACGUGUCGGACCGGUCCGGCAGGUUUGUGCAGGGGCAAAGCAGGUGAGGCAGCGGGGGAAGAAGGGCGGGGAGUUGCCGCCGAGCUCUCUACAAGCAGGAAGAAGAGGAUAACAUGGUACGGUGACAAAUCGCCUGGACACAGACUGAGAACAGGAUUCAACUUUUUUUUUUAUACAUAUAAAUCUGCGAAGGACACGGAAUACCCGAGUUGACAAGAUGAGUCGUCCGCGUGCAGACUCCGAUGGUUCUCUGGAGCCUGAUGAUGAGGUCAUGCCUUACAGUGACGAUGAGACAGAUGACGAAUUGGAUGAAAGCUCUGAAGGGGAACCAGAACCACCUGGCGCCUUGCAUCCCCCAGCGGAUGCUAGACCCAGCGAGAUGGCAUGGAAGGUGAAAGCCAAUGACCGACCUUAUCACCACCUGCCAGAAUUUAAGAAAAAAGUCUUCCUGUGCAUCAAGAAGAGCAGAUACUCUGGAAACGCCAUCAAGACGUACAAGUACAAUGUCCUCACCUUCCUCCCUCUGAACCUGUACGAGCAGUUUAAGAGAGUUGCCAACCUCUAUUUCCUGGUUCUGCUAAUCUUACAGAUUAUUCCAGACAUUGCUACUCUGCCCUGGUACACCACACUGAUUCCUCUAGUCGUGGUGCUUGGAGUCACUGGCAUCAAAGACCUGGUGGACGAUCUGGCGCGGCACAGGAUGGACAAGGAGAUCAACAACAGGAAGUGUGAGGUCCUGCUUGAUGGCAGGUUUCAAGAGUCAAAGUGGAGGGACAUGCAAGUUGGAGAUGUGGUUCGAAUGAAGAAGAACGACUUUAUUCCAGCUGACAUCCUGCUGUUAUCCAGCUCCAACCCAAACAGCCUGUGCUAUGUAGAAACCGCUGAGCUCGACGGAGAGACCAACCUGAAGUUUAAGCUGGGACUCAGAGUGACUGAUGAGAGACUGCAGGAUGAGCGUCAGCUGGCUGAGUUCAAUGCUCUGAUCGAGUGCGAGGAGCCGAACAACCGCCUGGACAAGUUCAUGGGAACGAUGCUGUAUGAGGGAAAGCGUUACCCUCUGGACCUGGACAACAUGCUGCUCCGCGGCUGCAAGAUCAGAAACACUGAGGUGUCUCACGGCCUGGUCAUCUUCGCAGGAGCCGACACUAAAAUCAUGAAGAACGGCGGGAAGACGAGAUUCAAGAGGACCAAAAUUGACGAGCUGAUGAACUACAUGGUUUACUCGAUCUUCGUGCUGCUGAUCCUGGUGGCGGCAGGUCUGGCCAUCGGUCACACCUAUUGGUACGAGGCUAUCGGCUCUAAGGCCUGGUAUCUGUUCGACGGCAAAAAACAGGACUCCUCCUACAGAGGCUUCCUCAUGUUCUGGGGAUACAUCAUCGCCCUUAACACCAUGGUGCCCAUUUCACUAUAUGUCAGUGUGGAGGUGAUUCGUCUGGGCCAGAGUAAGUUCAUCAACUGGGACCUGCAGAUGUAUUUCUUAGAGAAAGACACACCAGCUAAGGCUCGAACCACCACCCUGAACGAGCAGCUCGGUCAGAUCGAGUACAUCUUCUCCGACAAGACGGGAACUCUCACACAGAACAUCAUGCAGUUCAAGAAGUGCACAAUCGCUGGGCGCAGCUACGGUGAACCGACUACAGCUGCGGGAGUGGUACUGGAGCGAGUAAGGCCGGUGGACUGGAGCUGGAACCAGUAUGCUGACAGAAGUUUCCAGUUCGUGGAUCAUUCCCUGGUGGAAUGCAUCCGAUCCGGGAAGGACAAAGAUGUUAAUGAGUUCUUCAAACUGCUCUCUCUCUGUCACACAGUCAUGGUGGAGCACAAAGACGAUGGUCUGGUGUACCAGGCGGCGUCUCCUGAUGAGGGCGCCCUGGUGACGGCAGCCAGGAACUUCGGCUACGUCUUUCUGUCUCGUACGCAGGACACCAUCACCAUCAAGGAGAUGGAGGAGGAGAGAACCUACGAGAUGUUGGCGCUGCUCGACUUCAACUCCGACCGCAAGCGCAUGUCUAUCAUCUUGAAGUUUCCUGAUGGUCGUAUUCGUCUCUACUGUAAAGGAGCCGACACUGUCAUCUACGAGCGACUUUCCCCCAAAUCCAGACACAAAGAAACUACCCAGACAGCUCUGGAUAUCUUUGCCAAUGCGACUCUGCGGACGCUGUGCUUGUGUUACAAAGACAUCAGCGCAGACGAGUACGAAGCCUGGUCCGAGUUACACCAAGAGGCACAGGUGGCCAUGUCGGACAGAGACGCUGCCCUCGACCGCGUGUACGAGCAGAUUGAGAGCAACCUGAUGCUGAUUGGGGCGACAGCCAUUGAGGACAAAUUGCAGGACGGAGUGCCGGAGACCAUCGCCAAAUUGGCCAUGGCCGACAUCAAGAUCUGGGUCCUGACCGGAGACAAGAAAGAAACGGCAGAGAACAUUGGAUAUUCUUGUUCACUUUUGACAGACGACAUGCAGAUCCACUACGGAGAAGACGUCAAUGACAAGUUGAAGGUCCGUCAGGCCAACAGGAGACUCGAGCCUGCAACUUACCGUCGGGGCAAAAAGAAACCUGCGGAGGCUUUCUUCCCCGAGCCGGGCAAAAACGCUCUCAUCAUCACCGGAGGAUGGCUGAAUGAGAUUCUGUACGAAAAGAAGAAGAAACGCCGUCGUCUUCGUCUGCGGCGUCUGGGAAAGCGACCGCCUCCCAGCAACCCUCAGGACUGCCAGCCGAUGGACGACUGGGAGAAGGAGAUGAGACAGAUUGACUUUGUGGACAUGGCCUGUGAGUGCGAGGCGGUCAUCUGCUGUCGCGUCACACCGAAGCAGAAGGGUAACGUGGUGAGUUUGGUGAAGAAGUACAAGAAAGCCGUGACGCUGUCCAUCGGCGACGGAGCCAAUGACGUCAACAUGAUCAAGACUGCAGACAUCGGUGUUGGUAUCAGUGGUCAGGAGGGGAUGCAGGCUGUCAUGUCCAGCGACUACGCCUUCGCUCAGUUCCGUUACCUGGAGCGCCUCCUGCUGGUGCACGGACGCUGGUCUUACAUCCGAAUGUGCAAGUUCCUGCGUUACUUUUUCUUCAAGAACUUCGCCUUCACACUGGUCCACUUCUGGUACUCGUUCUUCAGUGGAUACUCCUCACAGGUUGCCUAUGAAGACUGGUUCAUCACUCUCUACAAUCUCUGUUACAGCAGCCUCCCCGUUCUACUAGUUGGACUUCUUGACCAGGAUGUGAACGACAAACUGAGCCUGAAAUUCCCCAAACUCUACCUGCCUGGCCAGCAGGGGGCAUUGUUUAACUACAAGAACUUCUUUAUCAGCUUGUUCCACGGCAUCUUUGUCUCGCUCGUCAUCUUCUUCAUCCCGUAUGGAGCCUUCCUGCAGACCAUGGGGCAGGACGGAGAAGCCCCUUCCGACUACCAGUCCUUUGCCAUCGUCACUGCUUCGUCGCUCAUUUUCACAGUCAACCUGCAGAUCUCUCUGGAGACCUCUUACUGGACAUUUGUUAACUGCUUUGCGGUUUUGGGCAGCAUAGCCAUCUACUUUGGCAUCAUGUUUGAUAUCCACAGUGCCGGGAUCCACGUCAUCUUCCCCUCAGUGUUCACCUUUACUGGUGCAGCGUCAAACGCACUGCGUCAGCCCUACCUGUGGUUAACCAUCAUCCUGACUGUGGGCAUCAGCCUGCUCCCUGUCAUCUGCAUCCAGUUCCUCCAUAAGAGCAUCUGGCCCUCUGUAGGAGAUAAGAUCCAGAGAAACAGGAAGAAGUACGAGAUGGAGCUGUUACAGGAGGAGAAAAAGAAAAAGGCACCAGCCUUCGAGCGUGGCCGGCGUUCCCGCCGCUCCGCCUACGCCUUCUCUCACUCUCGUGGCUACGCCGACCUCAUCUCGUCUGGGCGGAGCAUUCGCCGGCGACCGGCGGCCCGUGGCAUAUUCCAGGAAAGCAUCAGAGAGGUUCCCCAGACAGCAGCCGAAAACAUCUGACGGGGCUGAGCGGGAGAUGGAGCAAAACUAGCCAGAGGCGUUGUAAAUAUUUGGAGAAAAGUUCAAGGAGUGCUUGGUUUAUCUUCAUUUUUAUCUGUGGAGUUGCUGCUGGAAUGGUCAACAUGGAAACUCUGCACAGAACAGACAGCCUGGUUGGAGUUUAAAGGGACCUCUUUCUUUGUGGUAUUCAAGUCCCUUAGAGGAAGGUAAAGGUAUAGCGCUCCUAAAGUCACUCGUCUUAUAGAAAUAAAAUGAGCGGCUUUGCAGAAAGUUAAAUUAAGCACUACUGAAUGCGUCUUUGCUGCAGUCUGUGACUCACUGCCUGUUAUCCUCUGUGCACAAACUCUUGUUAAAAUGCAAAGGGGAAAAAAAAAGCUCACCGACGAGACAGCCUUCGUUACCGGGAUUUGAGGUCAUGCAGCGAGUGUGUGACUGACAAUGUUGUUUAACUCAGGAUUUUGUUUUUUACAUUUUUUAAGUCAUUUUUCCAAGCUUACCACUACUGUGGCUGGAUAUGGAGCUGUAACGUUAUUUAAUAUCACACUUUCUUGACAUUCAAAGCUUUAGCCCUAUGUCUGUGAAGCACUUGAAAUGUUGGCGUUUUAUUAAAGUUUAAAAAAAAUGCAUAUUCCAGUCAAGCUGUCCGUUAUCUCCAUGAAAUCAGAUCACAACAUCUGUUAGGAUGCAAAUCCAAAGAUGUUCCUUCACAUGGGCUAAAGCUAGACAUGUCAAAGUAUCCUCUUUUAAUGUUUUAUUAUAAAUAAUGCUGGGAUGUUACCAUGCCAGGCUGUGCAAGGUGGUCAGAUGUUAUAAAGUAUCUUAAUUUAAAAAUAAGUUGUGAUAUCUCCUCUGCUGUAUAAAAUGUCCCAAGUGGCCUUACAGAUGGAUGUUGAACUUAAUAUUUGGGGGAUUUCAGCCUUAAAACCUUUUUAAAUACCUAUUUCAAACCCAAAUUCUAACCAAUUAUUAUUUGUUCUAUACCUCAUCUUCGUUCUUUUUAAUUUACCUAAGAUGCUGUGAACACACUGUAGGGACUACCUACCUUCCACAGUGGGAAAGAAACGCAGCAAAAAGGUCUAGGUUUAUAUUUAAUAAUGUCUUUGUGCGUGUGUGUGAUUGUGUGUGUUUAACAAGCCCAAAGCAGAUGUUUUGACAUGCUUUUUCCAGUCCUAUAAUUUAGGAUAUUCGCUAAUCAGUGCUAGGCCAAAACUGACAAAUUCCUGUUCUGACUUUCACUACAUCACCUUCAUGCUAGUGUUAAUGUAUGCAGAUGAUGUCUUUUUAUUACUGAAUGAAUGGAAGUGGUAGUUGACGACUGUUUAUUGUACCAACAACUGUUUGCUCUGUCAUCUGAUGGUGUUUUAUCAUGCGGUUGUUAAUAAAAGCCAAGGGCACAUUUAGCAAUCUGAAA
Messenger RNA from Sander lucioperca (pikeperch), 5501 nucleotides. It is a transcript of the gene atp8b1, whose product is annotated as ATPase phospholipid transporting 8B1. Gene Ontology annotation, biological process: phospholipid translocation; Golgi organization. Bases 347 to 4090 code for a protein of 1247 amino acids. The transcript is spliced from 30 exons. The record is from RefSeq and is a predicted model, not a curated record. Lineage: Eukaryota; Metazoa; Chordata; Actinopteri; Perciformes; Percidae. Gene Ontology annotation, cellular component: plasma membrane. Gene Ontology annotation, molecular function: magnesium ion binding; ATP hydrolysis activity; ATP binding.